Molecule: messenger RNA, 2013 nt
Organism: Batrachochytrium dendrobatidis JAM81
Lineage: Eukaryota; Fungi; Chytridiomycota; Chytridiomycetes; Rhizophydiales
Exons: 2
Coding region: 1-2013 (670 amino acids)
Biological process (GO): regulation of transcription by RNA polymerase II
Cellular component (GO): nucleus
Molecular function (GO): DNA-binding transcription factor activity, RNA polymerase II-specific; RNA polymerase II cis-regulatory region sequence-specific DNA binding
Source: RefSeq, a predicted model, not a curated record
AUGACAAAACGACAUCAACCAACUCAUUUACUCACUACCAGUCAUUCAGAUGUAGUGAUGCAGUCAAUAGAACAAUCACAUCAGUCAAUAGAACAAUCACAUCAACCAUAUCAAACCCAACCUCAAUCGACUGAACAACGACAUUUUCUACAAGCAGUCGCAACAGCUCUCGAGACCUACACUACUCAAUAUUCAGAAAGUGUUUCAGAGAAUACUCUAGCUUUAGCAUCACAGUAUGAGAGUGCUACAAACGAAACAUCUGCUGCUGCUGCUCAGGAGAUGUUGAUGAAUGAUCCCGGAUUUAUGGCCUUGUUUGCUUUAGCUAGCCAACUUAUCCAACAUUCUGGAGAUAAUAAUGUGGUUGCAGACAGUAGUGAGUCUAGAGUUGAAUCCUUAUCAACUCAGUCCAGGAAUGAUGCAAGUGAGAAUGAGUUGGCAUCUCAUUCAGUGACUGAUGCAGUGUUGCCUUUGGCAAACGAAAUGGUUUUGAUUCCGUCUGCUCAUAUCAAUGUGUUUGGUAAUGAUACAUACCCAGUCCAUCCAUAUAUGCAUGAUCAACCAGCAGCCAUUCAACUUCAAGCUGAAUCUACAGAGAAUAUAUCCACUGCUAAAACAAUUGAAUCAGUGCUUUCAACAGAAACAGAUACUGCUAAUGUCAUCAAUACUUUAACUACAUUGCCUUCAGUUUCACCACACGACGAAAAUGGGUUAAUGACGGGAUUGAUGGCUCAGAGUUUGGUUGAUACAACUGCUGUUCAUUCAUCACUUGGAUUACAUCAACAUAAUGCACAUUCAACACAGAAUACUCGACACAUUCAUGAGGCCGUAGAAGAAGCUAUUCGCAAAGUAUUGGGUAAUGGACAUGUCAAUCAUACUAUUAAUGGUGAGGUCGCGCAGCCUCAGCAAUCACUGUUUCAACAGCAGUUUGGGUUGUCCGAGACGUUUUCAACACCGCCAGUUGAAGGAUCUUUGUUUCCGUUACUGACUCAAGGUAGUUUGGUUCCUACAAUAUCGGAUUUACUGGUGAGCGCGAUCUGCGGUAUCAAUGGUGAAUCUGCGCCAAGUGUAUCUUGUACAAAAGAUGUUGAUUCUGGAAUUGUGAAUUCAGAUACAACAGAAAUACUGUACUUUAUCUACUUGUUGGCAUCGUCUAUUGCAUCGUUACAAGCCACACAUCCCGAUGAAACGAAUCCAGUAUCUGAAAUAGAUCAACGAAGCGAUACAUUGUUUGAUCAAGAAUCUAGUUUAACUACUUUAAACAAGACAGAUCAUGUACAGUCCCACGCUAAUGCACUCAAUCAAAAGUCUAGCAUUUUAGAAAGCCAUACUCAGCACUCAAUGUCUGAUCCAUUAGCCAGCAUAUUGCAUCACCCAUCAUCACAGUCAGCUUUAUUUUCUACAUCUAUCAAACACAUGGGUACACACCACGUACCAUUCCGACGGAAACGGUUGGCUAUUUUGUCACGGUUGUUGUCAUUGACACGGAUAGCAGCCAAAGCUCCUCUUGCAUGUGAAUUUCCAGGAUGCAAGCAAUCGUUUUACACAAAAGGAACACUCAAGACCCACAUGGGGACGCAUGACCAAAAAAACAAGGUGACGUUUCAAUGUAGUUAUUUUGGAUGUAACAAGUUGUAUCGAUGGAGAUCUGCACUUGAUGCACAUAUUUUGACCCACAACGGAAAGGCCAUGCAAGCAGAUAUGCAAGCAGAUAUGCGAAUAGAUGAGAUUGGAGAUAUCAAUAUGCGUGAUGAUACCGUGGACAGAACAGACGAUUCAGGAUUGGCACGGUUUACAGGAACAUUAGAUACCAUAAUGGCGAGUCCACGAAAUGCAAUAGCGUGUGAGCAUGAAGGGUGUAAGCAGAUAUGUGCCAAUAGGAAUGCAAUGGAGAUGCACCAGCGAACUCAUUUUGGGGUUCGAUCGUACAUUUGUCCAAUCAAGGAAUGUGGACAGGCAUUUGCUCAACAUUCGGCAUUGCGAAGCCAUAGUUUUACACAUUCGGGUAAUGUAUGA